CUUCUACCACUUAUGAGGCAGAGUGAGUGAGAGAAAGAGAGAGGGCAGAGGGAAGAAGAAACGAGAAAGAGAUGAAGACUAGAGAGGAAACGAGUGAAUGAGCGAUGGACAGAAAGUGACCCGGCCAAAGGAGUCAAAGCGAGUUUAAAGAGGAGAAUUUGACCUUGCUGUGUUGUGUCCCCAGGUCAGUGGACUUACCGGGGGGAUAAUGUCCAAACCUUCGUCCAACGUCAAGGCCCUUCAGGCUAAUUUGAACAUCCCGAUGGGAGCUCUGCGUCCAGGGGCGGGGCAUCCUGUGAAGAGGAGAGAGGAGACAGUGGACACAGAAGAGGCUCAGGCUCAAACACCAGACCAGCCCAGCGCUGCAGCACAGACAUCGGAGGAGAAGAAGACGUUACCGGGAGCGGUGAAACUUCCCGGACCUGCUGUCAACCUAUCAGAGCUGCAGAAUGUGAAGAGUGAACUAAGAUGGGUCACCAAGGAGUAACAUGAUCCUGAGCGAGGCGGAGACGAAGGCAGAUAAUCCUCAUACACACAGACUUGCCCACUGCCAUUGAAGACUACCAAUCAGUCUAAUCCGCACGUUUGGAAAUAAAGCAACAGCUUUCUGUGAAGCCAACAUCUGACCACCAAGAAGCUCUUCAGCAAUCAGUCCUCCAAUAGAUUGUUACGGAAAAAAAACAUCUAUAUUUAUGUAGUUAUCUUAAUUUUCAAAAAAGAUGAGUGACUUAAGAACUUGUACAAACAGCAACAACCAUCUGGUUCAAGUUUUUCUGGCUUGUUUUUGCUGCAGGUUUUAGGAAAAGUGAGUUUAGUUGUUUUAUUUUCAGCAUUUUCUUUGCUUUUCUUGUUUUAAGGAUUUUUUUAAGGUCUGAAAGCUGCUAGAGCCUGAUUUAGUGCUGUUUUUAUAAUAGACAUCAGUUUAAAAAAUCCAUUUCACUACAGCAGGAUUCGACCCUCAGUUUGACCAUUCUGUAAACACAUAAGGAUUUGUAUGGAUGCUUUCCAUUAUAACGUUUCAAUGAAAAUUAUAAAUGGGAUGAAAAGGUAUUCAUUGAAUUUUAUUUGGGGGUAAAGGUGGGGGCAUUAUUUUGUUUUUGUUGUUUUAUUGGUAUGAAAGAACCUAGAAACUGGUUUAGCCAGUAUUUGUUGCAAUAAACAAGAUGGUUAUAAAAAAUGA
Messenger RNA from Cheilinus undulatus (humphead wrasse), 1180 nucleotides. RefSeq names its product small muscle protein X-linked (gene smpx). Bases 209 to 487 code for a protein of 92 amino acids. The transcript is spliced from 5 exons. NCBI's taxonomy places the organism in Eukaryota, Metazoa, Chordata, Actinopteri, Labriformes, Labridae. Gene Ontology annotation, cellular component: costamere; M band; muscle tendon junction. The record is from RefSeq and is a predicted model, not a curated record.